Messenger RNA from Nothobranchius furzeri (turquoise killifish), 4645 nucleotides. The record is from RefSeq and is a predicted model, not a curated record. Lineage: Eukaryota; Metazoa; Chordata; Actinopteri; Cyprinodontiformes; Nothobranchiidae.
UUUAGUCAUUCUCUCCUGUGGAAACCCUGUGCGGUUUCCACAACAAAAAGUCCAAUGGGCUGAAGGCCGAAUGGGUUUGAAAUUCGUUGUGCUUCAAGAGUCAGACUGAAGGUCUGCCCUUUGAUCAGGUUCUUCUGAAACAUGGACGGUGAACCUAAUGAUGUUCAGGCAGAGCUGGACUCGGUGGAGGCUGAACUGGACUUGUUGGAGCUGCAGAUCGCAGAGCUCCUGGAGAAGCAGGCUCAGUUGACAUCUCGGAAGAAUGCUCUUCUGCAGCAGCUGGAGGAGGCCUGUGACUCUGCUCGACCGUCGUCUUCUUCAUCCUCGUCUUCCUCAAAGCCUUCACGGGCUGAGCCAGCGAUGAGCAAGCAGGAGCUGCAGCGCUAUGAUGGCUCAGAUUUCCCCUGGUCCAAAGAGGUGGCCCAACACCUGAUGGACUCCUUUCAUUUGGUCGAGUUCAGACCACUGCAGCUUCGAGCGAUCAACCUGACCCUGGCAGGUCGAGAUCUCUUCCUGGUGAUGCCCACAGGAAGAGGAAAAAGUCUUUGCUACCAGCUGCCUGCAGUCUGCUCCAAAGGUUUCACACUGGUCGUCACCCCCCUGGUGUCUCUGAUGGAAGACCAGACCAUGUAUCUGAAGUCUGUUGAUGUUCCUGCAGUCAUGCUGAAUGCAUCCAGUAACAAGGAGCACGCUAAAGCCGUCAUGGCUGGCAUGACAGACCCAACGUCCCCCUUCAAGCUGCUGUAUGUAACUCCAGAGAAGAUCGCUAAGAGCAAGCUUCUGAUGUCUCGACUAGAGAAAGCCUACAAUGCUAACCUGCUGAGUCGGAUUGCAGUGGAUGAGGUGCACUGUUGCAGCCAGUGGGGUCAUGACUUCAGACCAGAUUAUAAACUCCUGGGAAUCCUGAAAAGGCAGUUCCCCAAGGUGCCACUGCUGGGCCUCACAGCCACGGCAACCAGUAGCGUCCUGAAGGACUGUGAGAAGAUCCUGUGUCUCCCCCAGCCAAUCACGCUUACCGCCUCCUUCAAUCGCACCAAUCUCUACUAUGAGGUUCGUGUCAAAGAUUCUGACAGUGAGGCAUCAAUAAGUGACAUUACCACUCUGAUCAAGAGUAGAUACCAGAACCAGUCAGGUAUCGUCUACGUCUUCUCUCAGAAGGAUGCUGAGCUGUUGGCCUCUGAGCUCCAGAAGAGAGAAAUCUUGGCGUAUUCCUACCACGCUAAUAUGGACCCUGAUGAUAAGACCCAAGUCCACCGCUGGUGGACGUCCAACAAAAUACAGGUGGUUGUUGCCACGGUAGCGUUUGGUAUGGGCAUCGACAAACCAGAUGUCAGGUUUGUUAUCCACCACACCAUAAGCAAGUCCAUUGAAAACUACUACCAAGAGAGUGGGCGUGCAGGCCGAGACGACCUUCCAGCAGAUUGCAUUGUGUAUUUUGGCUUUGCAGACAUCUUUAGGAUCAGCACCAUGGUCGUCAUGGAGAAUGUUGGUCAGCAGAAGCUGCUGCAGAUGGUUGACUACUGCCAAAAGGCCGACAGGUGUCGGCGCUCUCUCAUGGCGGUUCACUUUGACGAGGUUUGGGACGACGAAGGUUGUAAACAGAUGUGUGAUACAUGUCGGCACGUCAAAGACUACGCUAGUGUGGACAUAACUCAGCAUGCAAGGCAGGUGGUGCACAUCUUGGAGCUAGCAGGCUCCAUGGAGGAGAAACUGACCCCCCUGAAGCUGGUGGAGGCGUGGAUGGGGAAAGGUCCUGCUAAGAGAAGGAAAAUGAUCCAGACCACGACGCUGUCUCGACUGCAGGCUGAAGCUGUGAUCAUUCACCUGCUGCUCCAGGGAUACCUCAGAGAGGACUUCAGCUUCACUCCAUACACCACCUACUUCUACAUGAAACUGGGCCGCAAAGCUCCUCUGCUGAAGAACCAGGCUCACACAAUCAGCAUGACGAUGACCGGCUGUAGAGAUGGACCUUCUGGGGUAAGUGAGACUUUGUGACGGAUGUAGUGUUUGUGAUUUUAAGUCCUUAUUGUGAUCAUUUCUGUCAUCCUGUUUAACAUCCUGUAGAAUAAAACUCACCAGCAUGUCACCAACACUGUUGGUUCUUCUGUCUCUAACCUGAGUGCCAGCAGAGCCUCUCUUAGGCAUCAGCAGAAUGUGUUUAGAGGAUCCUGAGCAGCGUUUACUCCCACUUAUAAAUAUGACCAUGCCUUAGAUGGAAGGGAACUCUCUAGAGGCUUUUGGUUGGGAGGGAGAGUGAGCUGUGGUGCAUUUAGAAGCUCCUGGGAGAAACAAAACCUCCGACGGCAGAAAAUUAGCCAUUGAAAUUUAUAUUUGAAAAAAAGUCUGAUUAGAAAUCACACUAUCCACAGCUAGCUGGAGUGGCUCUGAAUCAGUUUGUAGUGAGAAAUGUGACAUCGGGUCAGUCAGUGGGGCAGCUUACAGGAUUGUGAGAAUUUUCUUGUUUCAGUUUACUGUAGUUACAAAGUUUCUUAAUUGUGUUUAAAUUUAGUCUCCAGCUCCUCAAAGUCUCAUAUUUCUUGAUUUUAUUGACUCUGAGAAACCAAACCAAGAAAGGAUCCUGAAGGGAUCUAGAAGGGUUCUAGACCGGUUCCAUUGACUCCUGUUCCAAAAUUAUUUGGUGAGAAAUUUUGAGGCAGUUUGUUUUGAACAGCUUCCAAAUCCCAGUGUCUCAAGACCUUGGCCUGAAAACUCAUACGUGUUCAUUUCCUCGUUUGAUUGUUGUGAGACCGUUCCCAGUUUGUUCCCACCAGUCUCCACCACUGAGAUCCUGGUUCUGACGUUCCUGCCGUGGCGGGUUGGAAGCAGGUGGGGGGAAGAAGGGCUGGCUUCAUUCUGUACCUACAGAAGUCCAGGUCUGAGGCCACCAGCUGUUGAACUAUGAACAUAAGAUUUGACCCAAAUCUGUUUGGGUUCAAUUAGCACCGUCUGACCCAGUCAGCAGAACCUUUGACUCAUUAAAGCUUAUUAAUAAAAGUGUGGCUUUCAGAUCAGUCCUGUCGUCUCUGAUGCUGGUCAGUAGGGCCAGGUUUUUGUUCUCUCAUUUUAGAACCCAGACACUCAUGGUCACCCGUGCUUGUUUCUGUCCUGAGAUCAGGUGGGUGGUGUUGGUGAUGUUGCCUCCAUCUUGGCCACUGGGUGUCAGUAAUGGUUCCACCUGGUCCUUCAUCAGGUUGAAUCAUAGACUUUACAUGUAGGAACCAUGAGCUGAUGAAGUCCUUUCCUAUGGAGCCUAAAGCCACACCCAUCUAUGUCCGGACCAUCUGUCUCCUACUGCCAAUAAACCAGAAGUGAAUGAGAGUCUGUGGAGCGAUAAAUUAUUUGCUGAUCCCAUUUUAUACGUGCCAUGGAUUUCACAUAUGAUGUAUGUGAAUUUUAAAAACAUGUUUUGAUGCCAAGAAAGCACUUAUAAAGUUAAAGUCCCACAGUCAUCUUCACACACUGGUGAAAUUCAUCUCCACAUGCGACCCAUCCCUGUGGGGAGCGGUGAGCUGCAGCUGUGGCUGUGCUCGGGAACUAUUUGGUGGUUUAACCCCCCCAAUCCAACCCCUUUAAAGCUGAGUGUGGCUCCCAUUUUUUAAAGUGGUAUGACCCAACCGGGAUUUAAACCCUGAUCUCCCAGUCCCAGGGCGGGCGCUCUACCACUAGGCCUGUCGUUAUUUUAGACAGGCGGCAAAAGUUAUUUUAUUGAUGCCAUUGAACCAGAUAUGAAGAAGACGUGAAAAAUGGUUUAGCGAGCUUCACAUCCUGCUUUCAGGAUGACAGAAGGAGCAUUAAACAUGGAGAAAACCACUACAAAUCUGGCCAUGUGGUAAGUAGCAGCUACGCUGGGGAGAAGAGAUUCUGCGAUGGUGUCAUAUAUGCGACGUCUGAUUUGUAGUCACGUUAAUUACGAAUUUUUACAAGUUAAUAAAUCUCAAAUUAUGUGACAAACAGUCAAAACUAUAAUUAAUUUUCUUUUAAAUUGAAGUACAACACACAUGUGAUUCAAGGCAAAGUGGAUUAGAAAAUAGCCCCGUUCACUUACGCUCAUCUUCCGUUUUUCCGGGGACCCGCGAGCCGACCAGAAGGGGUGGAGACUUGGGCUCCCUGUUGAGGCUUAGUUUGAUUUUUAAUUGAUUUUUGAAGAUGAGUUGGUAACAUUUUGCUGCUUCUAAACCUAAACAGACUUUUUAAAACCAUCAUCAAAUUUUUUAAUAAUAUAAACUUUUGCUUUUACUUCUCAACAUUAUUGGAUUGUGAGAUUUGUUUACGCGAUGAGAUUCAUAUAGUUAUGCCCUAAACAGAGCUGCUGCUUCAGCUGUCUUUCGUUGUGUGCUAGUUUAAUUCCCUGCCCUGAGAGCAGCUGGGUUAGCUUUCUGGGAUCUGUGACUGGCUGUUGCUGUGAAAAAGGAACUGGAGGGGUGUCUUCAGUCCAGACCUGUCCAGUCUGGGUCCUACUUGUCCCCUUUGUUCACUCCCCAGGUAAAGACUGUUGUUAAUGACCAACAGGUAAAAGCUGCAAGUGGCCAGGGCAAAGCCAAAGAGGGAAAGAGGUCAGGUCAAAGCUCUGGAGACCCCCCCGUGUCCAAGAAAGUCAAGACACAGCUUUCAUAGACUUCCAUCCACCAGAGGACCAGUCUCCAAA